Messenger RNA from Tachysurus fulvidraco (yellow catfish), 1437 nucleotides. Its product is annotated as heat shock transcription factor, Y-linked-like. The record is from RefSeq and is a predicted model, not a curated record. The transcript has 5 exons. NCBI's taxonomy places the organism in Eukaryota, Metazoa, Chordata, Actinopteri, Siluriformes, Bagridae. Gene Ontology annotation, molecular function: sequence-specific DNA binding; DNA-binding transcription factor activity. Gene Ontology annotation, biological process: regulation of DNA-templated transcription. Bases 103 to 1017 code for a protein of 304 amino acids.
ACUUCUUCAGUACUAAUUCGGCAGAUUCAGUUGUUUAUAUUUAAAUUUAAACUCCUUAGGCCCGCGAGUGCUAUCUUACACUGACUUUAAACGCUUCUGAAAAUGAGUGGAAACGUCGAUUCAGCAGAAGGAGCCGAGAUAUCAGCUGGGAUGGAAGUCCGGAUCAACCGAAGAAACUUUCCCAUCAACUUGUGGAAUUUGGUGAAUGAUCCUCAGAUUUGUUCAAUCUGCUGGGAUGACAGUGGGGAAGGAAUUCUAAUCUGUCCAGAGGCCUUCAAAGCUGAAGUGCUGUCUAAAACCAACAAGGAGAAGAUUUUCAGAACUACUAAUUUCAUCAGUUUUGUUCGUCAGCUAAACCUGUAUGGCUUCACAAAAGUUUGCCCAGACUAUAAGAUCACAUUGACAGCAGUGAGCUUCAUACAGCACUAUUUUAACCCCAACUUUAAACGGGCCAACCCGGAGCUUCUGGCGAACCUAAAGAGACUCACACCUUCCAACAGGGCCAAGCUUGCCACUGGGCAAGAUGUCUCCAACCACCCAAGUACUUUUCAUCCAGUGCUGAAUUCACCUGACAUCUCUGCUGUUGUUGUUGCAGAGAACCUUUGCUGUAUCCCAGGAUCUUUGGAUUCCAACAUGCCCUGCUCCCAACAAGAAGUGGCCUCCUCCGCUCAUUGUGGCUCUUAUCCUGACUCAUUUAGCCACCUCCAGCACACUGACCAGGAUCCAAACUGGGAAUCAGCUCAUGUCCAGGACGACUUGUUUAGUCAACUCCAGCACACUGACCAGGAUCCAAACGUUGAAUCAGCUCAUGUCCAGGACGACUUAUUUAGUCAACUCCAGCACACUGACCAGGAUCCAAACGUUGAAUCAGCUCAUGUCCAGGACAACUUAUUUAGCCACCUUCUGUACACUGACCAGGAUCCAGAUCCCAGGAAGAAUCACAUGAACCUGGACACUGUAUUCGAUGCAGAAGAUGAAAUGCAGGCUGCUGAUUUCUUCACUCUGCUUGACUUGUGAAGACAGUUAAAUAUCAUUAAUUAUUUAUAUUAUAUUUAUUUGUAUUUAUUUGUAUUUAUUCAAUGAUUCUUAUCAUUAAGCCAUCUCUUGUAUUAUUCUGAAUCAUUCCUUUAAUAAAAAAGACAUAAAACAUGAAUAUGCCAAUAGCUCUUGCAGAGGCAUUGAUUAUAUCAAAUGUAUGCAAUGUAAUAUUUGUAUGAAUUUAAAAUUUGUACAUCAGUCUAAUCAUAACUAUUGUUAUUUAAGAAUAACUAUUUAAAAAAAUGGCAUGCAUUGAUCAUUCUUUUUAGAUUUAAAUAUAAAUUUAGUGCUACUUUGACAAGUAUUAUUUUAAUACAAAUUUGACUUAGCAAUAAAUUCUAACCAUAUCUUAAAGGUGAAUGUAUGAAACAAUGCACAGAAAAGUGGGGCCUGAUGCAU